AUGGCCACCAGCUUCAAGAUCAUUUACACUAGUGCUUUCCUCCUUGCACUAGUAGUUUUCUCCAAUGAGAUUAUUUCCAUGGAGGGAAGGCAGUUAAAGACACAAAUAAACAAGCAGUAUUCAUGUGAAAACCAUGCAAUAUCCAUUUGUGAUUAUAACAGCGGCAAUAAUCACGAGUACUACUUCAUGAGCCGUGACGUUUUAGAGCAUGAAGCGGAUUCUGAACCUGCUGCAGGUACUGCUGAUGAAGGCCGCUCAGGUACUGUUGACAAUGUUGAAGCAGGCGAUGCUGAUGAUUUCCGACCCACUGAUCCAGGACACAGUCCCGGUGCUGGCCAUUCGAAAGGGCCUCGAAGCGCAGAUAUUCCGAACCUGUAG
This is a messenger RNA of Carya illinoinensis, 378 nucleotides long. Its product is annotated as precursor of CEP11-like. Bases 1 to 378 code for a protein of 125 amino acids. The record is from RefSeq and is a predicted model, not a curated record. NCBI's taxonomy places the organism in Eukaryota, Viridiplantae, Streptophyta, Magnoliopsida, Fagales, Juglandaceae. The transcript has a single exon. Gene Ontology annotation, molecular function: hormone activity. Gene Ontology annotation, cellular component: extracellular region. Gene Ontology annotation, biological process: regulation of root development; nitrate import; regulation of leaf morphogenesis.